Messenger RNA from Nelumbo nucifera (sacred lotus), 1693 nucleotides. Its product is annotated as NADPH-dependent aldo-keto reductase, chloroplastic-like. Gene Ontology annotation, molecular function: oxidoreductase activity. Lineage: Eukaryota; Viridiplantae; Streptophyta; Magnoliopsida; Proteales; Nelumbonaceae. The record is from RefSeq and is a predicted model, not a curated record.
UGAAACAACGAAAAAUUCGGCUAAUAUUUCGAUCAACGGCAAGACAAAUGGAUACGGGAUAAGAAACCGUCAAAAACAUGGGCCAUUAUUUUCCGAAAUCAAAGCCGGAAAACUCCUUCUAAGUGAAAAAAAGCCGGAAAACUCAUCAUCAAAAACGUUUCUAAAAUAGAGAAGGGUUGUCUGUCCAGUACCACACAGUUACAUUUAUAAUCUAAAUCUACAAACUCUUUUCAUUCUUUUGUGAAAUUCUAGUUCAGUACUUCAGUUACACACAAGUCACAGUCAGUGCUGUAUUGUAGUUUCUGUGUACGGAUUUUUCUUUCAGAAAGAUGGAAAGAGAAGAAAAGUCUGAGUUUGGACCUCGGUAUUUUGAGUUAAAUACGGGGGCAAAGAUGCCAUCCGUCGGAUUGGGAACGUGGAAAGCUCCUCCGGGUGUCGUCGGAGACGCAGUGAUCACAGCAGUCAAGGCUGGCUAUAGGCAUAUCGACUGUGCUUAUGUGUAUGAUAACGAAAAGGAGGUUGGCAUGGCUCUGAAGGAGUUAUUUUCUACGGGUGUGGUGAAGCGUAGUGAGAUGUGGAUCACAUCCAAGUUAUGGUGUAGUGACCAUGCGCCUGAGGACGUUUCCCAGGCACUGAGCAGGAGCUUAGAAGAUCUCCAGCUUGACUAUGUUGACCUUUAUCUUAUACAUUGGCCGUUUCGGACCAAGCCGGGAUCUCGUGGGUUUGACCCAGAAGUCAUGGCUCCUCUGUGCCUUUCAGAGACGUGGACUGCAAUGGAGGGAUUGUUUGCAUCAGGGCAAGCAAGAGCAAUCGGGGUGAGCAAUUUCUCUACAAAGAAGCUGGAGGACCUGAUAAAAUAUGCAAAGGUGCCGCCUGCUGUGAACCAGGUUGAAUGCCACCCUGUCUGGCAGCAACUUGCACUGCACAACUUGUGCAAAUCAACCGGUGUUCAUCUCUCGGCAUAUUCUCCUUUGGGAUCCCCAGGAUCAUGGAUCAAAGGAGAGAUUCUGAAGGACCCAACACUGAUUGAGAUUGCUGAGAAGCUAAACAAAUCACCUGCACAAGUGGCUCUACGUUGGGGUAUUCAGAGUGGUCACAGUGUGCUUCCAAAGAGCGUAAAUGAGUCUAGAAUCAAGGAGAAUCUCAGUUUAUUUGACUGGUGUAUUCCUCCAGAGCUCUUCUCCAAAUUCUCCAAUAUCCACCAACAAAGGCUCCUGCGAGGAGAGUUCGCCGUCCAUGAAACCUGUAGUCCAUACAAGAGUCUCCAGGAACUGUGGGAUGGCGAAAUAUGAGAUUAAUCUUCCAUAUUUGCAUUACAGAAAGAGAUUCUGAUGAAGGUUGUUGAAUUGACUUCUGGUAACUUUCUUGCGUAAAUUUCCUUGCUUCUGAUCCCCUAGGAAUUGAAUCGCUGGGCAAAAUGCUAUUAGGCCAACGCGCGGUACAUGCGAGGAAUUUCUGUGAAGUUCAGUCAAUUAUUCAAUUAUAGCAGUCAGCUAAGUUAUGCCGAAGGAUCAGACCCAUCUUUGCUCUAUGAAGUCCUCGCUCAUUUUCUUAAAGAGAGCUUAGCUAUGUAGCAUAAAACAUGCUCAUCAAUGUGGUGGAUUUUGAACCUCAGGCAAAACAAGCCAUGAGACGAAGUAAACUUGUGUUAUCUUUCUUCACAAUUAAAUACAUAUUUCUCUUUUUUACUUAA